Messenger RNA from Panonychus citri (citrus red mite), 2421 nucleotides. RefSeq lists its product as uncharacterized. NCBI's taxonomy places the organism in Eukaryota, Metazoa, Arthropoda, Arachnida, Trombidiformes, Tetranychidae. The transcript has 5 exons. Gene Ontology annotation, biological process: intracellular sterol transport. Bases 197 to 1681 code for a protein of 494 amino acids. The record is from RefSeq and is a predicted model, not a curated record. Gene Ontology annotation, molecular function: sterol binding; sterol transfer activity. Gene Ontology annotation, cellular component: plasma membrane; endoplasmic reticulum-plasma membrane contact site; endoplasmic reticulum membrane.
AAAUUUCUAGUUACCAAUUAAUCCUCUUGGAAGCGAUUGUGAUGUUUGUGUUUUCUUUAAUUUUAUUGUAACAAUAAAUAAAAUGAUAACAAUUCUAUGGUAAUUUAUUUCAAUUCCCUGUUAAUAUUGAUCUUCCUUUUUUUGGAGUUUAAUUGGUUAACAAUUUGGAUCAAUUAUCAAUUUGGAAAAGGGAAUAAUGUCAAUUUCUACUGGUGAUGAUGUUGGUGAAUUGUUAAUUCUUGCUGGCCAGGCAUUGACCUCAUCUCUUUCUCCCAGUUCAUCUGUUUCUUCAUCAUCAUCUCCAUCAACAAUUAACAUUACCACCACUUCAAAUACAAUUAGUGGUUCCCGUGUGGGUAAUGUAGUCGUCGGUGUAAAUAACAGUAAUCCAACACUUCGACAGUACAGUAGUUCUCAUCAGCGUCGUUUCCACCGCCGGUUUCCUGCUAUCGAUCCUCAUGAAAAACUCAUUGAUUGGUAUUCUUGUGCUCUGGUAGCUGAUAUUCUUCUGCAAGGUUAUCUUUAUAUUAGUGAAAAUUAUUUCGCAUUCUACUCUAAUAUUCUUGGUUAUAAAACUCAGCUAUUGAUUCCAAUUUGUGAUGUGAUCUCAGUGACCAAGGAAAAAACUGCCAAAAUAUUUCCAAAUGCAGUUGGUAUAUGUACUGAUCAAACUAAGUAUGUUUUUGGAUCUCUAUUAUCUCGAGAAUCAACUUUCCGAUUGAUGCAAGAAGUAUGGAAGUCAACAUUGAUUCAAGUCGUCUCAUUGCCAUACUUUUCUCCAGUUAUUCAAUUGGAUAAGAUAAUUAAACGUAAUGAAAAUGAUAUAUUAAUCGAAAAGCCCGAGGAAGUGGAAGAAGAAGACGAUGAAGACGAUGACGACGAUGAUGAAGAAGAAGAAGAUGAUGAAAACACUGAAGAAACAGAAUCAGCAGUUUCUUUGACAUCAGAACCAUUAAAUCCAACUAAAAAUAUCAAUAACAAUAACUCCAGUAGUAAUAGUGGUGUUAGUAAAAAAAUUAAUACUCAAUCAAGCUCAGGUCUAAUAGUAUCCAAUCCAUGUAUUGAGACACUUGAUCCUGAAACAAUUAAAUUAGUCACUUCGGAAAUCACUUCGAUCCAGAAAAUACUUUCAACUACUCACCACCAACGACCAAAUGUAACAGAUUCCUCUGGAUCAGAUUCUGAUGCCAAUAGAGAUCCAGUUGUCUACCAGGAUACAUGUAAAACUUUAAUUAAUGACUCGACAACAUCAACCAAUUUUAGAUUAUCACUGAAAAAACGUCAAUCAAUUACGUUAACUCAUUAUGGAUCAAAUUGGAUAAUUAAAGCAAAAAAUUGGUUGACCACUACAAUUAGACCUUAUCAACGAAUCCUAUGGAAUCAAAUAACGGAUACAACUCGUUUACUUGUGAUGACAACAACUCUCCUGAUUAUGCUUUUCCUUUCUGCUUUGAUCUUCUUAUAUAGAGUGGAACAAGUUCACAGUGAACUGUUAUCAUUACAACAAAACACAGAAACCAAUGAUUUUAAUCAAGUGCAAUCAAAGCAACUAGAAUUACGCAAGGAAAUCAAAAGACUCGUUAAUUCAUUGGAAGAGAAAACAGCUGAGUUGAGUUUAUUAAAGGAGCGAAUAGAGGAAAUACUUAACUCAUACAGUCAUUUAUCAACAUGUUCAACAUAAUAUGUCAACAAUUUAAAAUGAAUUUGAUAACUGUUCAAUGUUAUUCAAUUCACUGAUCCGGUUGAAACAUUUUUCUCUCUCUAUCUUUUUCUUAUUCUUUCUCAAUAUUCUCUCUACCUCUUUUUACAUUAAUAUCACUCCCUCUCCCUUUCCUUCUCACUCAACGACUCAGGCGAAUUGUAAUCAAUCUCUAUCUCUCUUACUUUCUCCCUCUCUUUCAAAUCUCUACUGACGGUUUUAUUUUACAGAUCUGAGAACAUUAUUUGUCUAUAUUAUUAUUAUUAUUAUUAUUACCAAUCAAUCUUUACUUGAUUGUCAAUCAUCAUGACAAAAAAAAUGAAUGUUUUAACUCUGUCACUUCUGGAAUCAACAAAACUACUCAAAGCCGAAUGAACCAAAGACAAAAACAAAUUAUCGUGAUUGUAACAAACUCUUCCUGAUCAUCAUCAUCAUCAUCAUCCUUCCAGAUAAAUCAUCAUCAUGAAGAUCAAAAUUACUGACCAUAGCAAAUGAACUGUUUAUAUGAGUUCUCAUCAUAAAAUCGGACAUCAAUCAUAUACAAAUCUGUUUCUUUUUUGCAACUAAUCAAAUAGGAAAUCAAAAGAAACAACAACAUCAACAACAAAACGAAAUCAACGUAACAUCCAAUCAAAAAUCCACAAAAUUUUAUUUGUUUAUUUUAUUAGGAAAAUGAUAAUUUAUUAUAAUUGAUAUAAAUAGAUAUCUCAUCAUAGUGAUAA